AUGGCAGACCACCACAGAGACAACAGGGGCGUCCUCGGUGGCAGCGGCUUCGGCGACCGCGGCUACGGCUACGGCGGCGACCAUGGCCAACAGCAGCAGCACUACCAGCAGAAGCAGCCGGCCAUGAUGUGCGCCCUCAAGGCCGCGACGGCGGCCACGGCCGGCGGGUCCAUGCUGGUGCUGUCCGCGCUGAUCAUGGCCGGCACCAUCAUCGCCCUCACGGUGGCCACGCCCGUGCUGGUCAUCUUCAGCCCGGUGAUCGUGCCGGCGAUCAUCGCGCUGGCGCUGAUGGCGGCUGGGUUCGUGACCUCCGGCGGGCUGGGCAUCGCGGCGCUGUCCGUGUUCUCGUGGAUGUACAAGUACCUCACCGGCAAGCACCCGCCCGGCGCCGACCAGCUGGACCACGCCAAGGCGAGGCUCGCCUCCAAGGCCCGCGACAUCAAGGAAGCCGCCCAACACCGCGUCGAGCAGGUGCAGCAGGGUUAA
Lolium rigidum is the source of this 486-nucleotide messenger RNA. Its product is annotated as oleosin 16 kDa-like. The coding region runs from base 1 to 486 and encodes 161 amino acids. Gene Ontology annotation, biological process: lipid storage. Gene Ontology annotation, cellular component: membrane; monolayer-surrounded lipid storage body. The record is from RefSeq and is a predicted model, not a curated record. Lineage: Eukaryota; Viridiplantae; Streptophyta; Magnoliopsida; Poales; Poaceae. The transcript has a single exon.